AUGUACAUUUUCAAGGAUGUGUUUGUGUUCUUUCAGGCUGUCAGGAUCCUGAACGUGGGACAGAAAAGGCGAAUCUACGACAUCACCAAUGUGCUGGAGGGCGCUGGUCUGAUCGUGAAAAUUUCCAAGAGCAUGAUCAAGUGGUUGGGCACAAAUCAAGGUGAAAGUGCGCACGAUUUAACCAAGAGGAUGAUCAAGCUGAAGUCUCAGCUGGAGGACUUGGAGCACCAGGAGUUCAUCCUGGACCAGCACAAGCUCUGGGUCGAACAGAGCAUCAGGAACACGACAGAAGACUGCAGCAAUCUGACCUACGUGAAUCACGAGGACAUCUGCAGCUGCUUCACUGGUCACACACUCCUGGUCGUACGAGCACCAUCUGGCACUCAGCUCGACGUUCCCAUUCCCAAAGCUGUCCAGGACAGCCCAGCGAAGUACCAGAUCCAUCUGAAAAGCGUCAAAGGACCCAUAGAUGUGGUUCUUCUUAACAAACACUCCGUCAGCUCUGUUCCUGUCGUGCUGCCGGUCCCGCCGCCCGAGGAGAUUCUACAGAGGGCCAAGUUAGCCAUGUCUGCUUCAAACGAGAGAGACAGCGGCGCUGAACCUUGUCAGGCUUCGGCUGACACCAAACACGGAUCAAAAUGUACGGCGGCGGAGGACACGAAGCCUCUUCAGUCCCCGUCGUGUGUAAACGCUGAACCCGACAGAACCGAUCAAUCUGAAUUGAGAGGUUUGUCGAAGGAACUGCAGGACCUAAUGGACCCGCCCAGAGACAAAAUGAGUGCAGAUCUACUCACACAGCUGUUGGCCUCUGAAGUCUUCUCCCCGCUCCUCCGUCUCUCCCCGCCGCCGUCCGACCGCGAUUACUUCUGCAACCUGGACGAGAGCGAAGGCGUCUGCGACCUCUUUGACGUCCCCAUGCUCAACGUUUGACCGCCGACUCCUGCGUUUCGUCACAAGAUGUGUCUUUAUAAAUAGUUGUUCUGUUUUAACAAAUAAUAAAGUUAUGAUUUUUUUCUAAA
Molecule: messenger RNA, 1019 nt
Organism: Stegastes partitus (bicolor damselfish)
Lineage: Eukaryota; Metazoa; Chordata; Actinopteri; Pomacentridae
Product: transcription factor E2F4-like
Exons: 8
Coding region: 1-930 (309 amino acids)
Biological process (GO): regulation of transcription by RNA polymerase II
Cellular component (GO): RNA polymerase II transcription regulator complex
Molecular function (GO): DNA-binding transcription factor activity, RNA polymerase II-specific; RNA polymerase II cis-regulatory region sequence-specific DNA binding; protein dimerization activity
Source: RefSeq, a predicted model, not a curated record